AUGGUGACGAAAAACAAAAACAUUCUGCAUUUCCAUUCAUCAUCGUCCAAUUCAAGUAGAGAAAGAGAUCUCCAAAAUGAAGCUUUGAAAAAAUUCCAAGUGAGAAGCAUUUUGUCCAAGAUUUAUGUGUAUAGAUGCCAUGACUACAUGCAGUUAAUAGCAUUGUCCCACAUUUUGCCAGACUUCUUGAUGGAGCAUACUAAGGUAAAACUCAUUGUGGUGGACAGCAUUGCAUUUCACUUUCGGCACGAUUUUGAGGAUCUUGCUUUGAGGACAAGACUUCUGAAUGGAUUAGCGCAGAGCUUUAUUAAAANAAGAUUUAUAUUUGCAAACUUGUACAAGUCGCCAUCUCGACAGCAAAUGACAGUUGGGUUUCAAAUCACGGCUGAUGGAGUACGUGACUGUUUUACUAACUACAAAGAACACAAACAUUGUGAAAGCAAACAUAGUCCGCAGGCUCAGGCAAACCAUCAAAGUUCAGCUCAUGAUAUUCAAGUGACAGGAACGACAAACUCAAUUGUACGGAAAAGACGAUUUGAGGAACUCACUUGAACAGAAUCCAAGAUAAGCAGUACUGCUGAGGAGUGAUAAAGAACUUUCUGGGCUUUUCACUUUUUACAACCUUUAAGCCAUUGUGGAAGAGUGUUCAGGGCUAAACUAUGCCCGCUCUAUCCAGUUUCUUGUUGCCCACUGCAUUACUUGCCAAAAAUUUUGAACAAACAAAGUGUCUGAAAAUAAAACUGUCUGAAAAUUUUAAGCGUCCCAAAAUAUUUACUUUAGCAAUAUGUUUCAUCACCGUGUCCAAAUUUUGUCCAAAUUAGAUAAAUAGAGUGUCUGAAAAGUAAAGGUCUGAAAUAAAAUGCCCGAAAUUUAAAAAUCUGAAUUUUUUGCAAGUAAUGUAAAAUACAGUUGAAUAAGCUGGGUGAUAAAGCAAGACACUUUUUUAGCUCGAGAGUUGGAAUACUAGGCAAACAAUUUAAAGUCCUUUGAAAUAGUACAAACAAUGUUGCGACUGAGGAUCAGCAAGGAAUUUUCUGUGUUGACAUAUUGUAAGCCAUUUAGCCUCAUGAUAGCGAGGGUGAGCCUGUUUUUCAAGGCAGAUGAUAUUCAUAUCUAAGUUGAUUUGGAUUUUAUUGGAAUCAUUGGCUGGGCCAGCCUUGCAAUACAUGAGUAGUCAUGUGCUGAAUAAAGAUAUAUUUUAUGACUAUUCUUUUACACUUUGCCACUGAAAAACUAGGAAAUUUUCAGUAACUGAAAAUUUCCUAGUUUUUCAGUGGCAAAGUGUAAAAGAAUAACUGUUGUUGCCACAUGUUGUUCCAAGUAAACUGAAUGUUGACAGCCCUCUAUUGUCUCGUAUUUUUAUUUGAUCUUUGAACCUGCAGAUAUAAUCGCGAGAGAGCUGUAUGCCAGCGCAAAACCCCCGCUUCCCCUCCCUGCCCCCACCUUGUGUUCUUCACUCAAGGCGACGUGUGUUAAAGGAGUACAACGUGCAACCCGGCCCUCUCAGUGAGCAUGAUACUGUAUAAGUUAAAAAGAAUAUUAUUUUCAUAGCAGCGUAAACAUUUCUUUGGGUCUGUUGCUUGCUAAAUGUCUUGGCCGAGCUACAGUUUAAAUCCACGGAUUUUCGUAAAAUAAAAGCAUUCAACCAUACCUUGGGGUUUAAUUGCAUACAGUUUGAAACAACAUGGAGAGGAAAGUAUUACCAGGAGGCACUUCCUAUAGCAGACUAUACCAAGAGGCCUCACCCGAAAGGGGUAUCAUUUUCAAGCUGGGGCUACAUAAAAGGGUAGGGACUUCACAUGGUGAGGUCUAGAAAAGAGUAUGUAAAACUUUGCCUAGUUCCUAGGCCACAAUAUUUUGCCGUGGUCAAUCGUUUUGGGUCACGUGGUUUGGGGCGAAAAGUGUGGCCUAGCAUGAUAUCAUUGGCUUGGAAAAUUUCCUAUUGUCUUUCAGCCAAUCAUAAUCCCGAAUUAAGAUGUAUAGUCUGCACAGGUGUUACACUUUUUGCACUGGUGUUACACUUGAACUGCACCGCUCUCAGCCAA
This is a messenger RNA of Orbicella faveolata, 2045 nucleotides long. RefSeq names its product DNA repair protein RAD51 homolog 3-like. Gene Ontology annotation, molecular function: four-way junction DNA binding; crossover junction DNA endonuclease activity; ATP-dependent DNA damage sensor activity. Gene Ontology annotation, cellular component: Rad51C-XRCC3 complex; Rad51B-Rad51C-Rad51D-XRCC2 complex; replication fork. NCBI's taxonomy places the organism in Eukaryota, Metazoa, Cnidaria, Anthozoa, Scleractinia, Merulinidae. Gene Ontology annotation, biological process: DNA repair; reciprocal meiotic recombination; meiotic DNA recombinase assembly. The record is from RefSeq and is a predicted model, not a curated record.